Messenger RNA from Pistacia vera, 1398 nucleotides. RefSeq names its product protein CHROMOSOME TRANSMISSION FIDELITY 7. Gene Ontology annotation, cellular component: nucleus; chromatin. Gene Ontology annotation, biological process: mitotic sister chromatid cohesion. The transcript is spliced from 6 exons. Gene Ontology annotation, molecular function: protein-lysine-acetyltransferase activity. Lineage: Eukaryota; Viridiplantae; Streptophyta; Magnoliopsida; Sapindales; Anacardiaceae. The coding region runs from base 85 to 1206 and encodes 373 amino acids. The record is from RefSeq and is a predicted model, not a curated record.
AAAAACAAAACACUUAAAACCCUAAAAAUUCGAAAAUCAAAAAAAAAAAAAAAUCGAGGAAUCAAUCUCGAAACCAUAGCAUUGAUGCAACCCAAAAUCAAUUCCUUCUUCAAGCCCUCUUCUUCUUCUUCUAGUUUGCCUGAGCCAAAAUCUCAAGACCCAACUCCGAUUCCGGAGGAAGAAGACGAUGAAUUGGCGAUUUGGGAGAAGAAACAGCAUGUAUUUGUCAAUACUUACAAGCGUAGAGCUAAAAAGUUUGAUGGGGCUCCAUUUGAGGGUGGAAGAAGUGAGGUAAAUGAAAGUUCAAAUUUUGAUACAUUGAAGCAGCCUGAAUCACUGGAUUUGAGUUUGAAACCGCAGUUGACAGCUUGUGGAAGAACACUAAACAAGAAGAGAAGCUAUGCACAGUUCCAUCUAGAAUUAGGCCAAUCUGAUUUUUUUCUUCACAUAUGUUCCACAUGUGGAAUCCAGUAUGCUGCUGGUGAUGAAGAAGAUGAAAAGGAUCACAAGACAUUUCACAAGAAUUACACACAUGGGGUUCAAUUCAAGGGUUGGCGCAACGAACGGGUAGUUCAUAUGCCUAGUGUUGAAAGGGGGCACAUCGUUUUGGUGCUAGAUUGUGACUCUCCUGCUCAGAGGAAUAAGGUUCAGGAGGUUGUGAAGAUGAUGGAGAUUGAACUAGGUGAAGGAUGGAUCUUUCAUAAGCUCUGCAAGGUGUAUCUGUUUAUUUCCUCUCAGAGGGUUGCCGGUUGUCUAAUUGCCGAACCAAUAAGAGAAGCAUUCAAAGUUCUAUCAUGCUUAGUCGGCGAAAGAACUGAUGACACUAACACAAGAGAAACGAGAUCAAACUCAACCACCCUCAAAUUUGGGAAAAUUUUAUUACAAAGGGAAGUCAUGAAAAGAACCCCUUCUGUUAAUUGUCCUGAUCUACUAAAUGGAAAUCACAAUGGAGCAAUUGUCUGUGAAAAGGAAGCCAUACCUGCUGUUUGUGGCAUCAGAGCCAUAUGGGUCACUCCUUCUAACAGAAGAAAAGGCAUUGCUACUCAAUUGCUGGAUGCUGUCAGGAGAAGUUUUUGCACGGGAUUUAUUCUUGAAAAAUCUAAGUUAGCAUUCUCUCAACCUAGUGUAUCCGGGACGGCGUUGGCGUCAAAUUAUUUCGAUACUGAAACUUUCUUGGUAUACAAGGCUGAAGAAUCAGGAUGUUAGAUACUACAACCUCACUUUUUUAACAGAUGUAUUAUCCAGUGUCAUUUUUUUUUUUUUUUUGUGGGUGCUGAUUCUGUCUGGUUUAUAAAAUUGAUAAACAAUGGUCUGUAUUUCAUUUACUGUCGCAUUAGCCUGCUGUAUGAGAUUGAGUAAAAGAUUUUGAAUUCACUGGCUGAAAUAGACAAUUUUGUU